Molecule: messenger RNA, 2594 nt
Organism: Cyprinodon tularosa
Lineage: Eukaryota; Metazoa; Chordata; Actinopteri; Cyprinodontiformes; Cyprinodontidae
Gene: pwwp2a
Product: PWWP domain containing 2A
Exons: 2
Coding region: 43-2553 (836 amino acids)
Cellular component (GO): nucleus
Molecular function (GO): histone binding; chromatin binding
Source: RefSeq, a predicted model, not a curated record
AAGGCGGGGCUUCACCGCCACUCAGUAGAUCAGCGAAACAAAAUGGCGGCCGUGGCUGCUGAGGCAGGAGCAGUGGUUCCGACCACAGCACGGUCCGAGAAUCCGCCAGAACCGGGCCUGGACAGCACCGGACGCCACCAGGUCCCAGCGGAGCCCAGCUGUGCUCCAGAAUCCGGUUCGAGUGGGAAUCCAGAGAACGGAGAAUUUGCGGAGGGCCGCCAUGUUGGUCCGGAGCAGAAGCCCGGGGCGGGACCGGAUUUACCCGGGACGGACAGAACCUCCGAGGGUCAGCUGGACCGUAGUGGGACCUCUGAUGAUGUACCGGACCGGAGUAGCGUACCCCCGAACCAAGCCCCGAGCUUGGAGCUUUCGGAGCUCCCUGUGGACUGCAGCGGCUCUGAACGGGUCUUUCUGGGACUGCCGAACUCAGACGGUACCAGCAGCUAUCGAACCAUCCCUUUGGACCCGCAGCCCCCUGCGGUUUUCCUGCACUCGGUUCCGGACCCUGCUCCGGUCUCUGAGGCCGGGCUUUCUUUAGCUGAACCGGCAGAACCUACUGAGACCACCGAACUGGACCGGUGCUACACCAUUUUGGAUCAGGAACUUGGAUCCAGACCUAAGCAGGAAUCUGGUUCGGAAGGGGUUCCGGAACCAGCUGCCAAGUUCUGUAAGACAUCAGCAGGCUCUAAACACGAAGACUGCUCCGGAUCGGUACCGAGUUCUGUGCUGGACCUAAGUCCUGGUACCGAGGUCCGAGUCAGCCUGGAGCACGUGAUCGAUGACGCGCUGGUGGUGUCGUUCCGCCUGGGGGAGCAGGUCUUCUCAGGGGUUCUGAUGGACGUGUCCAAAAGGUUUGGACCCUACGGUAUACCCAUCACCACUUUUCCCAGACGAGAUGACCGCAGCUGUCCGCCAGCACCUCUGCAGACGAUUGCCGUCGACGACAAGCCAACCACCAACCAGGAAGAGGCUUCUGCUGUUUCCGUCGCCCCCUCCCACCCCCAGCCCUGGGGCUCCAAGCCACCGCCGCUGUUCCAGGAGGGGGCGCCGUACCCUCCCCCUCUAUUCAUCAGAGACACUUACAACCUGGCCUUACCUCAGCCGCCACCACGCAAGAUCAAACGCCCAAAGCGUCGCUACCGCUGCGAGGAGCCCACUUCAAUCAUGAACUCCAUCAAGCUCCGCCCCCGGCAGGUUCUGUGUGACAAAUGUAAAGGUGUUGUGGCUUCAGGGAGCCACAGAGAGGCCCGGCGAGGUGUGGUGGAGCUGAAGGCUGAGGAGGCGUCACGUCGACGGCGGCCACCAGAUGUUCCAAUGUCCUCUGAGUUGAAACGUCUGAAGAUUGACGACAGGUCAGGACGUUCUGCCGCUGACAAGCGUACAUCAGGGACACAGGUGACUUCCUCUUCCCGCCGUGUCCUGAGGGGUGUGGUUCCAUCCUCAUCCUCAGCAGAUUCCUCCAGCCGGAUGCGCCUGAAGUUAAACUCUAAGAAGGUUCUAACAAAAAGUUCGGACCGCCCCACCACCCGCAAGGUUCUCCAGAAGUUGGCCCCGCACCACCGGCCCAAAGACCAGAACCAGGACCACAGAAAGGCAGUGACCCGGGCUGCCGCUCUGCAAAACCACAAUCAGAAGGUCCACUUUACUCGUCGCCUGCAGCACCUGAGCGGCACCAACAUAAGCACGCCACUGCCGCCCAGAAUGCGCCUCAAACCUCAAAGGUACCGUACCGAUGAGCCAGCCCCAUGCUCCGCCUCCGAGGCAUCGCCCAAACCUGCCACAAGCCCCGUCCACACACCUGCAUCUCCUGCCACAGGUCCUCCCACAGCCCCGCCUCCCCCAUGUGCAGCCCCCACUGUCGUAGAAAGGAACGAGGACGAAGGAGCUGGCUGGCAGGAGGUGGAGCCUCCCCCGCCUUCGUCCUCCUCUUACUCCUUAGACUCCUCCCACUCAGAGUGCAGCUCCACAGAGACUUAUGACGUCCCUCCUCCUGGAGAGCCGGCGUCCUCUUCCUCUGGCCCCGCCCCUGCGCCUCCUCCAUCCUCCACCACGGCAGUCCCUUGCUGCCCCGCAUCUUCAUCCCCGGCUCCACCUGCAGCCGAAGGUGAGGAUGAGGAGGAUGGAGGUGACAUAAAGCGACGUAGGAAGUUGUCCACUUCCUCCUCCUCCUCGUCUUCAUCCUCCUCAUCUGUCUUCUCCAAAUCCGUGUCAAAGUGUUUAUUGCCGGACGGCCGCACCGUGUGUGUCGGCGACAUCGUCUGGGCAAAGAUUUACGGCUUCCCCUGGUGGCCGGCACGCGUCCUGGGUAUCACUGUGGCCCGCCGCGGUGACACAGGCCUGGCGGUACGGCAGGAGGCGCGCGUCUCCUGGUUCGGCUCCCCUACCACAUCCUUUCUGCCGCUUUCUCAGCUCUCACCCUUCCUUGAGACAUUUCAGUCGCGCUUUGACAAGAAGAGGAAGGGGCCAUACCGCCGCGCCAUCGCUGAGGCCGCCAGCGCGGCCAAACAGCUCACCCCCGAGGUCCGUGCGCUUCUCACGCAGUUCGAGACGUAACAUAGGCCCUGCCCCUAUAAAAGAGUUCCCACCCCCCCCUA